Molecule: messenger RNA, 1422 nt
Organism: Ostreobium quekettii
Lineage: Eukaryota; Viridiplantae; Chlorophyta; Ulvophyceae; Bryopsidales; Ostreobiaceae
Source: the annotation of a GenBank genome assembly
AUGGAGCGCCGCUUGGAGGCCCUGUUCCAUGCUCGACUCGACUUGCGUGUGGCUGGGGAGUCCGCGCAGGCGUUCGCGUCGCUCAACUUUGUCAGUGCAACCAACCAGUUUGGGUCCCAACCUUCCUCCCCAGUGUACCCCCACGCCAAUCAGCCCGACUCGUCCAGUCUCGAAACGUCCGUGCUGAUCUUUGCAUGCAUUGUUCCCAGCCUUGCGGCGAGUCGGCCGCCAACGUCCGCGUGCGAGGUCGUAACGACAGGCCUCGGCGCCGCGACGUUCCGACCGUUGGGGAUGGCCUCGACCACCGAUGCGGACCACAAGGAGCUUCUGGAGCGCGCCGUGGCCCAGGUCCAGAAAGAGCUCUUUCCUGGCCAUCAGCCGGACAAUGGGGCACCCGCAGACCCGGAGGCCCUCCAUGCUUUUUUCCCGCCCGUCUACGCCGGCUGUUGGGCGAUCUAUAGGGAGUGUGUGGUUUCCGAUGGAUCGAGGACUCGGCGCAACAAGGAGCCCAUCGCGGCGACAAUCUCCAGCUCGAAUGGCUGCAAAUGCUGCACCACCAGCCACACAAAUUUCGCCGUUGCGGCUGGAGCAGAUGGGUAUUCUCUUCGGGCGUCGAUCGCGGCCGGCGAUCCCUCUCUGUUGACAGAAGAGAACGUUAGGAAAGUGUGCUCGUGGGCAAAGGAAUGCCAGAGAAGGGAUGCUCCGGCAUUGAAAGAGGUGCCGCCAUUCAACAUGAACGAGGCCCCAGAAAUCAUCGGCACGAUUCACAUGUUCAAUUACCUGAACAGGAUCGUACAGAAGUAUCUAACGACCGAUCUCGUCCUGCCAGCAUUCCCUUGGCCAGUCAAGCUCCUCCUCCGCGCCUUCCCUUUCCUCCAGAGACCGUUCUUCGACCUGUUCUUCUUCUCGCAGCUGGGCAAGACGGUCAAGGAAGUGGGACCUUUGAAGCAGGGGGCCUCGCUGGAGAUCCUGGUCGUUGACAGCCAACUGCCCGGAGAAUUUCAGUGGGCGCAGAGAAACGCAUCUGUGGCAAAGGCCUUCACUUACUGGAGCUGGGCAAUGGGCGAACUCGCCAACAAGUACAUUCCCAAGGAAGUGACGAAACACGUGGGAAAGUACAUCGACGAAAAGUACACAGGCGAAGCUCCACCAGCUGCGAACAAAUGGGUGUACAGAGUGGCAAAGGAGACGGGCCUGAGCGAGGCGCACCAGAGCGCCGUGCGCUACAUGCUUCUCAUGUCCUUCGCGCGGUUCCAAAUCGACGGCGCCAUCAAGCGCGCCCUGGCGCGGCACUUCCCCGACGGCAGGACGCAGCGGGCCAUGGGCAUGUGGGCCGCCUUCAAGACAGCUUCCGCCGUCUCCAAGUGGCAGGGGGAGUGCGCCCUCAACUACCUGCCCACAGGCGACAUCACAGGUCGCUGA